CCCACUCAGAGAGACGUGAAGUCCUGUUGCUGCCCGCUGUUGCCUCCGGCGUUCCGUUGGCGUUUUUAUAACGCCGCUUUGGGAUUGUCCUCGCUCGCUUCCGUUUGCCGCGAUGAAGCCGCUGCCUCUGCUGCUGCUGACCGCGCUCUUGUCCGGGGCGUCCGGCCAGUACACGUACGGGUACUUCAACUGGCUGGCCCGUGUCCUGGGCUACUCCCGGCCGCGCUGGCAGCCCUACGUGGAGCGGGAAGAGUCCGCCCCUUCGUCCGCCGACUGUCCCGCUGAGUGUACCUGCCCGCCCGCGCUGCCCACCGCCAUGUACUGCGACACUCGCCGCCUGAGACACGUCCCCUACGUGCCAGCGCGCAUGAAGUACGUCUACCUGCAGGACAACCUGAUCCAGGCCGUCCCUGACGGAGCGUUCGACAACGCAACCGGCCUCCUCUGGCUCGUCCUGCAUCGCAACAACAUCUCCAGCCGCGGGCUGGGCAAGCGGGUCUUCUCCAAGUUGGACAACCUCCAGCGGCUGUACCUGGACCACAACAAGCUGACCAGCAUCCCCCACCCACUGCCUCGCUCGCUGCAGGAGCUGAGGGUCGCGGGCAACAGGAUCUCCAAGGUCCAGCCCAACAAUCUCCAAGGUCUCCGCAACUUGACCACGCUUCUCCUUAACGACAACCGACUGGAGGAUGUUGGGGGCUCCCUCAAAACUCUGACGUCUCUGUCCUUCCUGGACCUCAGCCACAACCAUCUGAUGAAGGUCCCCAAGGUGAUUCCGGGCACAACGCAACAGCUGUACCUGGACUACAACCACAUCCGCGCCAUUCCCAGCCAGUACUUCCGCAAGCUCCUCAAACUCCAGUACGCCAGGAUCUCCAAUAACCAGCUGACGGACAAGGGCAUCCCUACAGGCGCCUUCAACAUCUCCAGUCUAAUCGAGUUGGAUCUCUCCCACAACAAGCUCCACAACAUACCCCCAGUCAAUGAGAACCUGGAGAAUCUCUACAUCCAUGCGAACCGCAUCAAAGAGAUUAAGGUGGCGAGUUUCUGUGCGGGUUCGGGACCCGUGACCUUCUCCAAGAUACGAGUGCUGCGUCUGGAUGGGAACGGACUCGGGCUCGGCAACUUACCGGAGGAACUUGACCGCUGCCUCCGACAAGCCAGGGUGAUAAACAUUUAACCCCCCCAGCCCCCCUCCAGUGUAGUCUUCCCUCUAGAGCUCAGGUGUACCAUAGGCAGUAGGUAGCGUGAAUGUGCUCGUUCCUGCACCUCAGGGUUUGACACAAGAAAUAAAAGAUACUGUUUACAAGAUCAUACGUGAUAGGAGCACAAUUAGGCCAUUCUGCCCAUCUAGUCUACUCCGCCAUUCAAUC
This is a messenger RNA of Amblyraja radiata (thorny skate), 1373 nucleotides long. Its product is annotated as fibromodulin-like. The record is from RefSeq and is a predicted model, not a curated record. Lineage: Eukaryota; Metazoa; Chordata; Chondrichthyes; Rajiformes; Rajidae. Bases 113 to 1180 code for a protein of 355 amino acids. Gene Ontology annotation, molecular function: protein binding. The transcript has 2 exons.